Colossoma macropomum (tambaqui) is the source of this 3667-nucleotide messenger RNA. RefSeq names its product NACHT, LRR and PYD domains-containing protein 3-like. Lineage: Eukaryota; Metazoa; Chordata; Actinopteri; Characiformes; Serrasalmidae. Gene Ontology annotation, molecular function: protein binding. The record is from RefSeq and is a predicted model, not a curated record.
AAAUGACAUUCUCAGCCGGAAUAUGAGUUACAGUCUGCUCGAGAAGAUUUAAUCAAGCGAGGAACAUAAACUUCAACAAAAGAGAAAACACAAUUUACAUGAGGAGACAUAAAAAGCAGUUUUAUGAGCUCCAAAAUGAGUUCUUCGGGGGAACCGCACACAGAGGUGGACCAGAGUUAUAUUCCGGGUAAAAUAAACUCACCUGAACCCGGCUGUAAGUCUGCGGACAGUGAUGACUCAAUGGAAAGUCCAGUAAACUUUGGAGAGGGAGAUGGAUCUCCUGCUGAGAGUUAUAUUUGGGGUAAAACAAAACCACCUGAACCUGGCUGUAAGUCUGCGGACAGUGAUGACUCAAUGGAAAGUCCAAUAAACUUCGGAGAGGGAGACAGAUCUCCUGCUGAGAGGGUCCAAAAGAAGAAAUCAAAAAUUUUCAGCAGACGUCACUUGGACUCCAUAUUAAAGGAGUUGGAACACAAAUUAAUGUCUCUGGUGAAGAAAGAACUGAAGACAGUCAAGAAGAUACUGAGUGUGGAUAACCCAGCAUCCUCUGAGAGAGAGGUGGAGGAUGAGGAGGAUCAGAGCAGUUCCAAUGUGUCGAUGCAGAAGAUCUCAUGGAAAAUGCUGAAGAGCAUGAACCAGACAAACCUUGCAAAAACACUGAAGAGUGGGAUUGCUCCUGCAUGUCAGAAAAUGCUCAAAUCCAAACUAAUGAAACAAUAUAAAAAUAACUAUAAAAAAAUUUUAGAGCAUGGAACAUCAACCAUUCUAAAUGAGAUCUACACAGAGCUCUACAUCACAGAGGGAGGGAGUGGAGACAUCUAUAAUGAGCAUGAGGUCAGACAGAUUGAGACAGGAUUCAGGAGACAAGCAUCACAGGAGAAACCCAUCAACUGCAAUGACCUCUUUAAAGACGAAUCCAUCAGAACUGUGCUGACUAAAGGAGUUGCUGGAAUUGGAAAAACAGUCUCUGUGCAGAAGUUCAUUCUGGACUGGGCUGAAGGAAAAGCAAAUCAGAAUGUCCUCUUAUUUCCACUUCCUUUUAGGGAGCUCAAUUUGAUGAAGGACAGAAAACUCAGUCUGAUUGAUCUGCUUUACCAACUUUUCCCAAAAUUAAAUGAUUUAAAAUCAUUCAAUAGUGGCAAUAACAAAGUCAUGUUCAUCUUUGAUGGUCUGGAUGAGUGUCGACUUCCUCUAGAUUUCCAGAACAAUGCGAGAUUGUGGGAUGUAACAGAGUCAGCAUCAGUUGAUGUGCUGCUGACAAACCUCAUCAAGGGGAAUCUGCUUCCCUCUGCUCUCCUCUGGAUAACCUCUCGACCAGCAGCAGCCAAUCAGAUCCCUCCUGAGUGUGUUAAUCUGGUAACAGAAAUAAGAGGGUUUAGUGACCCUCAGAAAGAGGAGUACUUCAGGAAGAGAAUCAGUGACCAGAGCCUGGCCAAUAAAAUCAUCUCACACAUGAAGUCCUCAAGAAGCCUCUACAUCAUGUGCCACAUCCCAGUCUUCUGUUGGAUUGCAGCCACUGUUCUAGAGAGAGUGUUGGGGGAAGCAGAGAGUGGAGAGAUCCCAAAGACUCUGACUCAAAUGUUCUUACACUUCCUGAUCUUUCAGACAUCUAACAUUGAUCCUCAGCAGACUCGAAAGAUGAUUCUGGCACUGGGAAAACUGGCUUUCCAACAGCUGGAGAAAGGCAAUCUGAUCUUCUAUGAGGAGGACCUGAGAGAGUGUGGCAUUGAUGUCAGAGAAGUGUCAGUGUACUCAGGAGAUUGUACCCAGAUCUUCAGAGAGGAGUUUGAGCUGCACCUGGGGAAGGUGUUCAGCUUUGUGCACCUGAGUGUUCAGGAGUUUCUGGCUGCUUUAUAUGCAUUUCUCUCCUUCAUCAACAAAGAUGUAACUAAACAGAUAACCACAGAUCUCUCUGGUAUUUUCAAAGAGUCUAAAAUGUCAAACUUCAUCAAAUCUGCAGUGGAUAAGGCCUUGAAGAGUGAGAAUGGACACCUGGAUCUUUUCCUCCGCUUCCUUCUGGGUCUCUCACUGGAAUCCAAUCAGACUGUCUUACGAGGCCUACUGACCCAGACAGGAAGCAGCUCUCACAGCAAAAAGGAUACGGUCCAGUACAUCAAGGAGAAGAUCAAGGAGAAUCCCUCUCCAGAGAAAUCCAUCAAUCUGUUCUACUGUUUGAAUGAACUGAAUGAUCAUUCUCUAGUGAUGGAAGUCCAAACAUAUCUGAACAGAGGGCAUUACUGUCUCCGUGGAGUAAAACUCUCUUCUGUCCAAUGGUCAGCUCUGGUGUUUGUGUUGCUGAAUUCAGAAGGGCUGAAUGAGUUUGAUCUGCGUAAAUAUGACAGAUCAGAGAGAUGUAUACUGAGGCUUCUGCCAGUGGUCAAAGCAUCCAGAAAAGCUAAGCUGACUAACUGUAAUCUCACAGAGAAAAGCUGUGAAGCUCUGGCCUCAGCUCUCAGCUCAAACUCCUCAAGUCUAAGAGAACUGAAUCUGAGUAACAAUGAACUGCUGCAGGAUUCAGGAGUGAAGCUGCUCUCUGCUGGACUGGAGAAUCCACACUGUAAACUGGAGAAACUGAGGCUGAGUCGGUGUAAUCUUACAGAAGAAAGUUGUGUAGCUCUGGCAUCAGCUCUCAGCUCAGACUUCUCAAUUCUGAGAGAACUGGACCUCAGUAACAAUAAACUGCAGGAUUCAGGAGUAGAGCUGCUAUCUGCUGGAAUAAAAAAUCCACACUGUAAACUGGAGAAACUGGAGCUAAGUGGUUGUAAUGUCACAGAGAAAAGUGGUCCAGCUCUGUUUUCAGCUAUCAGCUCAAACUCCUCAACUCUGAGAGAACUGAACCUGAGUUACAACGACCUGCUGAAGGAUUCAGGAAUGAAGCUGCUCUCUGAUGGACUGAAGAAUCCACACUGUAAACUGGAGAAACUGGAACUGUGUGGUUGUAAUCUCACAGAAGAAAGCUGUGAAGCACUAUCCUCAGCCCUCAGCUCAAACUCUUCAAUUCUAAGAGAACUGGAUCUGAGCAGCAAUAAACUACAGGAUUCCGGAGUGAAGCUGCUCUCUGCUGGACUGGAGAGUCCACACUGUAAACUGGAGAAACUGGUACUGUACAACUGCAGUAUUACAGAUGAAGGCUGUGUUUCUCUGGCUUCAACUUUGAAAUCAAACCCUUCAUCAGAACUGAGAGAGCUGGACCUGAACCACAAUAAACCAGGAGAGUCAGGAGUGAAGCUGCUCUCUGAUCUACAGAAGGAUCCACACUGUAAACUGGAGAUAUUAUACAUCUGAGCACCAGCCAGCUGUUUGCUCUCAAACAUAGAAGGUUAUAAGGAGAGGAGGAGUCUUAGUACACACACACACAUACACACACACUCAGUAUUACACUUCUACAUAUCAUCGUUUGUGUGUUUGGGCUGUUAGUGGUCAAAUCUGUGAAAACAGCUGCAGCACAUGACUGUGUGAUCUCCUCAUGACAUCACCAUCAAACACCUCAUGCUGGUCGAUGAUCCCACAUUGAUGAGAGGUGAUGAGAGUGUGUGUACAGGAGGGAGGAGCACCAGGUGUCAUGAAACCAAUGGAAAUGUAGAUAGAGAUAUUAUUGGUUUUAGAGACUGAGAGACUUUCAUUCUGCUUAAACAGACAAGGCACACCAUGACUGACUUCCUCAGUU